Miscanthus lutarioriparius is the source of this 1407-nucleotide messenger RNA. NCBI's taxonomy places the organism in Eukaryota, Viridiplantae, Streptophyta, Magnoliopsida, Poales, Poaceae. The record is from the annotation of a GenBank genome assembly.
AUGAAAGCUCCAAACUUUAUUAACCAAUGGUUCUUCCACUUUGGUGUGGAUAGGUAUUUUAUUGUUAUUGAUGAUGUAUGGGAGGUACGCACCUGGGAAGCAAUCGAACUAGCACUUGUUGAGAAUAAUGGAAGUAAAGUAAUCACAACUACUCAAAAUGUUGAUGUUGCCAAAGCAUCUGGUGAGGUUUACAAGCUGAAACAACUUUCCUAUGAUGACUCCAUGAAAUUAUUUUAUACAAGGUUAUCUAGAGCAGACCGAAAGUUCCUUGAUAACCAUCCAGAUGACAUUUCUGAGAAAAUUCUAAAGAAAUGUGCUGGUAUACCAUUAGCAAUCAUCACAAUGGCUAGUUUGUUGGCCGGUGACAAUGUUGAAGGAACACCUGCACCAAGCAGUGUCCGUCGGUUAGCCAACCAAAACAGAAUAGCCGAGCACAUUAAUUCUGAAACAAUGGUUACCGGGAUGCCAAAAGUGAGGUCAUAUACCGCAUUCAAGUGUUUUAUUCAUAGUCAGGACGAGUUUUUGAGAUUUAAACUUUUGCGUGUGCUGGACAUAGUAUACUGCAGCUUUGAGAAAGGUUGCCACCUUGAGCAUCUUGGUGAUUUACUUCACUUGAGAUCUGGUCCAGCUAUGUGCUCACCGAUUGGGAUUGGGAAGCUGGUUUCCCUGGAGGAGCUAAGAAUAUUACCAGCCUGGGAUAAGCCCAAGAGAUUUUUCAAGGAGCUUGCCAGCCUGCGAGAACUGAGGGUGUUUGAAUUAGGCAGUUAUGGUGUGGUGGACAAGAGAGCAAUCUGCAAAAGAUCCAGCAUAUAUAUGUGUACGGUUCAAAUUGGAACACAGAUACAGCCAUGUGGGAAGCAGCAGGCUUUGUGCUCCCACGAGCAAUCCGUUAUUUGCAAUGCAAGCAAUAUUAACUCCAGUGAUCGCAGCUUCUUCCAGAAGUUGAGGCACUUUCGGACCAAUGCAAUGGUCCUGUUUGAGCAGCCCGACGAGGAGGACACUAGCGUUUCAUUGCAUAUGUGGGAUGGAGAGGAUGCUAUGCCCUUUGCCUCUAGAAAAAGCAAUGACUCCAGAAAAGUUAUACCCUCUGGCGUGAUGCCAAAUCUUGAAGUGCUACAUUUUAAUGUCUAUUUGCGGGCCCGUAACUACCGUGGGAAUAUUGGCUUGGAGUACCUGCCUUCCCUUCGGGCACUCAGAGGGCAGAUCAUUAGUUUUCCUGAUCCAAGUUUCUGCUUGAACCGUAAUAUGUACAGAAGAUUAGCUCAAAUGGUGUACAGAAGAUUAGCUCAAAUGGUGUCGGCUUCAAUGCUUCAGAGUCCACGUCAGCCCAUCGACACAAGUUCACUCGACUGCGAGCCAGACUGUGCCGGCUCUUAUGUUCACCCGAUCUAUUUUCUAUUCGAAUAA